Messenger RNA from Stylophora pistillata, 1191 nucleotides. Its product is annotated as ephrin type-B receptor 3-like. The record is from RefSeq and is a predicted model, not a curated record. NCBI's taxonomy places the organism in Eukaryota, Metazoa, Cnidaria, Anthozoa, Scleractinia, Pocilloporidae. Gene Ontology annotation, molecular function: protein binding; transmembrane receptor protein tyrosine kinase activity; ATP binding. Gene Ontology annotation, biological process: cell surface receptor protein tyrosine kinase signaling pathway; multicellular organism development; protein phosphorylation. Gene Ontology annotation, cellular component: plasma membrane; signaling receptor complex.
UGGAAGCAUCCUUCGACGCAAUCACCAGUUUACUCAGUGUGUGAUAUUUCCGUCAAGAAUGAGGAACCAAAGAACUGGUUAAGAACAGAAUAUAUUAACAUCAAGGAUGCUACACGACUCGAUAUUGAAGUCACCUACGCCUUUCUUAACUGUCCUACAGCUAACGUGGCGCCAUUCUGCAGAACAGACUUCAUUCUUUAUUCUUAUCAUGCGGAUUACAAAUUACAUCCUGAUCCAGAUCCAACAAACUUAAAGUUCCACAAAGAAACUGUUGUAACUCCAAAAACUCUUCCAAGUAAACGCCCAAUAGUCACAUUUUAUGGGUCAGUAGUAACAAAAGCAAAGGGAAUUUAUUUGGCAUUAUUAGACCAAGGAGGCUGCUUGAGAAUAGAUAAGUUUGUUGUAAGGUAUCGUUUCUGCUCUGAAACGGUCGCUCCUCUCGUUAGAUUUUCAAGAACAACUGCCCCUGCAAAUGAUAUCAAUUCAACCAAACAUGAGGGAGAAUGUACAGAUCCUAACUCACUUAAAGGAAACGGCCAAAAGAUAUACGGCGUGUGCCUUAGUAAUGGGGAGUGGGACAUAACAGAUAACUCAGCUUGCCUUUGCAAUUAUGGUUAUGAACUAAUCAAUGGAUCUUCAGACUCUUUUGUAUGCAAAGGGUGUCAGAAAGGCUUUUACAAGGAUUCUGUUGGUAACGAAAAAUGUGUACCUUGUCCUUCAAAUUCAGCAUCUAAUAUUGACAAAACUGGUUGCAUUUGUAAUGAAGGUUACUACCGAUCAUCUGAUCUGGCAGAUUGUGAAGUCUUGGCUAGAAAUGUAAUUAACAUAACCAUGGUCAUCGCCAGUAAAAAUCGUACUCCUGGAAAAUACGACCAAUCCUCAUUACUGACGAGGCUCCAGGAAGUGAUGGAAGAGACUUUUUCCGGCCGAUUUGCAGGUUUCAGAGGUGCACCGUUGAAAAUUAUGAUUAGGUGUGGAAGUAUAACUGUGGAUCUAGCACUUGUAUUCAAUUGCAAAACAAAAGAGCAAGAUGUUAUUGCAGUACUUCGUAAUGCUUCCAGCGAUGGGAAGCUUGGAGACCUCACUGUGAGUGCUAUAAAGAGAACCACAAUUCGAGUUGAUAUCGAAACUGGAACUAAUGAAGCAGGCACAGUAACCCAGCCACCCGGCAGUAGGUUUGAAGUCUCUUAA